AUGAGGGUGGUAAUACAUGGAAACAGGACAACGAUAUUUUACGGCAAACGUGCGCUGUCUCUUUCCCACCGCCAUGCUCGUCCUCCUUCCCUACACUCCACGGCCUUCUCAUCCAUCCCCCACCCGCCUCGCUCCUUUACUGCACUCCCCAUCGCCCUCAUGCGUCAGCUGGUGAACGAUGCGCUGGCCUUUGCGGGGCCGCUGCUGCUGCACCAACUCGUCACUGUGCUCGACGGUGGCACCCCUGCCGUCGCGCUGCACCGCGCGCCUCCGGCCCCCGCCACCUAUGGCGCGCCCCCCACGCCGUGGUGGGACGGGCUUGCAUGCGCGCUCGCCAUCGGUGCCACGUCCGCCCUCAGGGCAUUCCUAGGAGCGCACUACUCGUACCGCCUGGCGCGCAUGGGACUCAAGCUGCGCGCUGCCAUCGCCACCUGCGUCUUCGCCAAGGUGCCCCUCCCUCCCUCCCUCCCUCCCAUCUCUCCAGCGCUUCAUUCCUUCAUCCGCCUAAAAGUUGGCGCUACUCAUUCCCUCCUCCGCCCCCUCUCCCAGGUGCUGGCAGUGAGUGCGGCACAGAGGGGGUCGUUUGAGGGAGGCGAGGUGCAGACGCUCAUGAGUGUGGAUGCAGAUAGGCUUGUCAACCUCGUCAUGUCGCUGCACGACCUCUGGGGUCUGCCUCUGCAGAUCCUUGUGGCGCUGCUGCUGCUCUACUGGCAGGUGAGCUACGCCUUCCUGGCUGGCCUCGCUGUUGUGCUCCUCCUCAUCCCAGUGAACCGGUGGCUGGCGGGGCGGAUAGGAGAGGCGAGCAAGCAGAUGAUGGCGAGCAAGGAUGCCAGGGUGCAGGCGAUGCAGGAGCUAUUGGACCACGUGGCAGCAGUGCGCGCCAUGGCCAUGGAGGGCGCCCUGCUCUCCCGCAUCAACGAUGCUCGCCACCUCGAGCUCUCCGCCCUCGCAGUGCGCAAGUACCUGGACGCGUGGUGUGUGUACUUCUGGGCCUGCACGCCUGUGCUCUUCUCCCUCGCCACCUUCUCCUCUCUGCUGCUCCUCGGCCGCUCCCUCAAUGCCCCCGUGGUGUUCACGAGUCUAGCGCUCUUCAACGUGCUGCUGGGGCCGCUCAACUCGUUCCCCUGGGUCAUCAACGGCAUUGUCGAGGCGCUCAUCUCUGUGAGGCGCCUGGAGGCGUUUCUCUGCAUCCCCACGCCACCCACUGCUGCCCCCCUCGUCUCUGCCUUCACCACCCCCCCCACCGCCUCAUCCCCUCCCACGGCUCCUGUUCCCACCACUCCACCUGCAGCCUGCAGCAGCACCACCGGGCAUCACAGCAGCACUCUUCUGUACUCGCUCGUCCCCUUUCUCCUCCGCCUCCCCUCCUCGCCCCUGCCCCGCCACGUUUCCCCCCCCCCCUCGCCUCUCACAGCCCCCCUGCUGGGCCCCGCCCCUUUCCUGGUGAAUCAAGACAGAGACUCACAGGCGUCUGAUUGCGCGGCUGAUGGUGACACAGGUGGUGCUGCAGGCGGUGCAGUAGGGGUUGCUGCAGAGGGUGCCACGAGCAGCAGUCAGGGCCUUCCACUCCGCCUUCCUGCCGCAAAUGACACCUGUGCAGGUGCAGCCAGUCCGUCCCCGCCAUUAGCAGUGCACAUGUGCGGGCUCAGCUUCUCCUGGCAUGCUCCCACAUGCGCCACCAGCAAGGCUCCCAGCACGCCGACUGGGGAAAGUGUGGAAGAGGGCGGUGCAGCUGUGCAGGAGGGUAGUGGAAGCAGGUCCACAAGAGAGAACUGCAGGGGGGGCAGUGGAGGCAGCGGUAUUGCGCUGCACAGCAUACAAUUGGACGUGCCCGAGGGGGCUGUGGUGGCCAUCGUCGGCAAGGUGACCCCUUCCCCCAUGCCCUCAUCAUUCCAUGGAGCCGUGGGUGUUUGCAGGCAGCAUCCGAGAGAACGUGCUGCUCGGGGCGCCAUGGGAACCCAUCAGGUGGGGCUGGGGACAGAUGGGGCGAGGAGGGGGAGGGAGGGAAUGAAAGGGAGGGUGUGGUACCAGCAGGUGAUCCACGCAUGCGCACUGCACGAGGACACAGCAGCUAUGGCAGGGGAUGACGAGUCACAACAUCCCACACCCCUUGUACCGCAGGUACAGCAGGCAUGGCAAGGGGCGAUCAGUCACUGCUGCAUCACACCCAUCCAUCCCAUCACCAUGUCAUCACGACACAUACACCCCUCCUACCGCAGGUACCAGCAGGUGAUGCACGCCUGUGCACUGCACGAGGACACGGCAGCCAUGGCAGGGGGCGACGAGGCCCGGGUGGCGGACAGAGGGCUCACACUCUCCGGGGGCCAGCGCGCCCGCCUUGCCCUCGCCAGAGCGCUCUACUCCGAUGCCACGCUGCUGCUGCUCGAUGACCCGCUGUCAGCACUGGAUGCCCGCGUGGCACGCCACGUCAGCGACGCCGCCCUGUUCGGGCCAAUCGCCAGAGGCCGCACCAUCCUGCUCUGCACCCACUCGCCCCCACACAUAGACCUGUUAACAGCCCCUGUGAACAGCCCCCUGCAAGUGCGCUUGCACCCGACCCCUGCUUCUCCCAUGCCUCACUCGUCCACCUGUGUGUCUGCGUGCUGGCAGGCAGCGAUCAUCACUGGUGGUGGCGAUGCAGCAUGGGAGGAUCGUGCACGCGGCACUGCUGUCCACGCGGCACCCCCUCUUGCUACUCACUUUCACGCCCCUCCACCCCUCUUGCCACUCACAUGCUGGCAGGCGAUGCAGCGAUCAUCGCUGGUGGUGGCCAUGCAGCACGGCAGGAUCGUGCACGUAGCACCUCCUGCUGCCCUCGUGCCCGAACUCAUGCUUGGGGAUGCAGGCGUGGAUGAAGGCGCAUGCAUGGGUGAUGCUGAUAAAAGCAUGCAUGAUGGCUCACGCAUUGAUGCAGUCACACGCGGUCUGCUGGUGAAGCUGCUGGGGGAGCAGCAAGGGGAGCGGGAUGGGGAGAAAGGAGGGAAGGAGGGCGAAAGCAGUUCACUCAAGGGGUCGGGGCGUGGGGAAGGAAAAGAGAUUGCAGAGAACGUGGCGGCUGGGGAAGCUGCUGGGGAACUAGGGGGCUUGUCCACCAUGGAAGGCUGUGGUGUGAGUGGUGCCGCUGCUUGCACUACUGGUGCUGCCAGUGAGGAGAGCAGGCAGGAGGGCGGGGCCCCACGUCCCGACAACCCAGACAUGAAAGGCCGGGGCUGCAGCAGCGGGGGGAAGGGCGAAAAGGCGGGUGCAGCGUUGGAGGAGGAGGAGAGGAGGGAGGCGGGAUCGGUGCGGCUCUCCGUGUACCGGAGGUACUGUGCGGCGGUGGGGUGGCCGCUGCUGGCACUCGUGCUGGCGAGCCUGGCGCUCAUGCAGGGCUCGCGCAACGCUGCCGACGUCACGCUCUCCCUCUGGACCGAUGCGGUGCAGCACGCCCCAGACUCAGAGGCAGCAACCAACGCAUUCUACCUGCGGCUAUUCACCUUCAUCGCACUCCUCAACUCACUUCUCACACUCCUCCGCGCCUUCUCCUUCGCACGUGCCGGCAUGACGGCAGCCCACCGCGUGCAUCACGAGCUGCUCGCUGCUGUUGUGCGCACGCCCCUUGCUUUCUUUGAUACCAACCCCUCUGGGCGCAUCCUCAACAGGUUCUCCUCGGAUCUGUACACAGUGGACGACUCGCUGCCAUUCAUUGCCAACAUCCUCCUCGCCAACUCCUUCAGCCUCGCUGGCAUCGCCGCUCUGCUGCUGUACACGCAGUGGACGUUUCUGCUUCUCCUGCUGCCUCUCACCUACAUCUACUCCAUCAUCCAGCAUCUCUACCGCCAGUCAUCGCGGGAGCUGCGCCAGCUGGACAGUGCAGCGCGCUCGCCCAUGUACGCUGCCUUCUCCCAGCUGCUGCACGGCGCCCCCACCAUCCGCGCCUUCCAUGCCCAGGAGCACAUGAUGCGUGGGGCAGUGGCCCUCAUGUCGGCCAGUCAGCACGCGUCCUUCUCUGAGAUGGCUGCCUCGCAGUGGCUCUCCGUUCGCCUGCAGCUGAUGGCAGCAGUGGUGGUGACAUUCGUUAGUGUCACAGGCAUCAUGACCACCCACUCUUUGCCCAACGUCUCACAUCCAAACCACUUGUUUCCAAACCAAUCACCUCUCAACCACUCACCACCAAGCAGCACCGCGCACCAAGCCUUUCCACUCGCCCCUGCUGCCCCUCACUUGCCCUCACCCUUAUUACACCUGCUCUUCCCUGACUUCAACAACACCUCCUCCUCGUUCCCUCUCCUCUCUGACCCAGCAUCGGGCCACACCCUCCCUCUCCCCGUUAACACAUCCCUCCUCCUCCCACCCCUCCAAUCCCUCUCCCUCCCUGCUCUUCCUUCCAUAUCCCACCACCUCUCCUCCUUGCAAACUGAUGGGGCAUCAGCUCUGUGGCUCUCGCCAGCUGCUCGCCUGGCAGCAUGUCCUAACGCAUGGUCAGGCACAUGGUCAGGUGUUCUAUCAGGUGUUCUAUCAGGUGCUGCAUCCAGUGCACGGGCACGUGUGUUGCUGAAGGGUCUGAGCAGUGUGCCAGUGAUACGCAGCAUCAUCACUGCACUGCAGUCGCUGCUCUCACUCGCCCUCUCCGCCCCUCGCCUCCUCUUUGAAAGUGCCACAACCACAACAGCAGCGGUCUCGCCUGGCUUGCUGGGUCUGGCGUUGGCAUAUGCGCUGCCCAUAGUGUCGCUGCUCAACGGCACACUCACCUCCCUUGCUGACACGGAGAAGGACAUGGUGGCAGUGGAGCGCGUGCUGGAGUACCUGGAUCUGCAACACGAGCCAGACGCCCCUCCACUGAGCCCCCUCCCUGGCGCAAAAGGGCAGAAUGGCGAGGGUGCGUGGAAGGACGCACAUGCAGAAGGAGAAGGGAUUGCGGUUGCAGGAGGAGGGGAGCGGGGGGAGUGGCCGAAGGAGGGGCGGGUGGAGUUCAGGCAUGUGAGCAUGGCGUACCGGGUGGGGCUGCCUCUUGUGCUCUCAGACGUCUCCUUUCUCAUUCCCGGCGGCUCUCAGGUGGGCAUAGCGGGCCGCACUGGCGCAGGCAAGUCGUCCGUACUGGCCGCCCUCUUCCGCCUGCGACCCCUCAGCCUGCCCUCUGCCACCACCACCACAGCCAUCACCAGCACCACCACCAGUAGCAGCACUGCACACAUGCAUGAGAGCAGCAGAGCGAGUGGCAUAUUCAUUGAUGGUGUCGACACCGCCCAUGUCAGCCUCUCCUGCCUGCGCACUGCCCUCGCCAUCAUUCCCCAGACACCACUCAUCUUCCACGCCCCCAUCCGAGACAAUCUGGAUCCCGAGGGAAAGCAUGCUGAUGUGGCAUUGUGGGAUGCCGUGAGGAAGUGCCACCUGGGUGCAGCAGUGGGGCGGCUGGGAGGGCUGGAUGCCAUGGUGGGUGGGGCGGCAGGGGGGCUUUCACUAGGAGAGAGACAGCUGCUGUGCCUGGCUCGAGUGAUGCUAAGAAAAUCCAAGGUGCUCUGUUUGGAUGAGUGCACGGCCAACAUUGAUGCUGCCACUAGUGCACUCAUGCAUGCCACUAUAGCUCGGGAGUUCCAUGGCGUCACCACCAUUACCGUUGCGCACCGAGUCUCCUCACUGCUCUCCCUCCCACGUGUCCUCAUCUUUGAGGCUGGGGCCCUUGUAUGUACAAGCGAUGCUGCUAUAACAUGA
Molecule: messenger RNA, 5691 nt
Organism: Closterium sp. Naga37s-1
Lineage: Eukaryota; Viridiplantae; Streptophyta; Zygnematophyceae; Desmidiales; Closteriaceae
Source: the annotation of a GenBank genome assembly